AUGAACGAGACGGCCGCUAAUGCGCCUCUCGAUCUCGUCGUCAGGGCAUUCCAACAGCAGCACAGAGUUCAGCUUCUUGCCGAUCGUCGACAACAUCGACCUCAGACCUUCGGCCUGACCCUCAGUGCGCGGGAAUCCGUCCAAAAUAAAACCGCGACGGCACUCAAACGAAUUUAUCUUGCCUUCAAUCAGCUUUAUCACGAUCUCGUCGGGAACCAGCAUGCCCUUAUUCAUGAAUUCCUUGGCCUGGAGACCCACGGGGUCGCCGCUGCUGACAGCGGCACGCAAGAUGUCGCCGGUCGACAGGUGGCAGUAGCAGUGGGAGUCACGGAGAGCCAAAGAUUGAGUGCCCUGCAAAUUUUGAGCGUUCACACAGAAGCUGACAAUUCAAAUGCGCAGCGCAUUAACGGACGCCGGGGCGACGCACGCCCCGAAGUGGCCCGAACACGCAAUAAAACCGAAAGAAUCACGAACCUUGCCAGAGCCUGGAGCUCCCAUGAAGAUGAAGUUACCUUCCGGCUUGCUCAGGCAGUUGUAGCGGCGCCUGACCUCCUGGAGCAGAGUCUCCGUAUCGUAAGCGCCGAGGCCGCUCAUCGUGGCAAGACAAACGGACACGACGGAUAA
Messenger RNA from Babesia ovata, 624 nucleotides. RefSeq names its product transcriptional regulator, putative. The coding region runs from base 1 to 624 and encodes 207 amino acids. The transcript has a single exon. The record is from RefSeq and is a predicted model, not a curated record. Lineage: Eukaryota; Apicomplexa; Aconoidasida; Piroplasmida; Babesiidae.